AUGAGUUACGAAUCACUUCAUUAUGAUGAUGCGGUGAGUCAAGCGGCAGCAGAAGCAGCAGAAGCAGCAGCAGCUGCUGCCAUGAAUGCCGCCACGCAACAACAGCGUAUCAAUCAGUACCAUGAACAUCAACAACGGAAUUUGUUUAUUGAUCGUGAUGGACGAUCACUUUUAUUCUACAUCCCUAGAAAUGAGCCCCAUCGUUCUCACUAUCGCCAAUUGAUUAUUCUGUAUGGUGGGGUUGUCACUGACAGACUCAUCCCUUCUUGUUACUUUUUGAGUAAUAACGCCGAAGAAGGACACGGUAUUCAAUUGAGAUUCAUUGAUGAAUGUAUUAAUCAAGGGAGAUUGGUCAAUUUAGACCUGUUCCGGUUUGGAGUUGAAGAAUCGCGCGAGGCUGAUGACGAAGAAGCUGAAGCCGAAGCGAAGCGACGUAUGUCCAAACGUCAUAAUCGAUUCACGCCCGAGAAGGACGAGUUUAUUUUGAACCAAGUGAGAAUGAAUCCUCGAUUCCGUCAUUCCCAUCGAUUCUAUGAAGAUUUGGCUCACGAGGAAAUGUUAAAGGGUCAUACUGGGAACUCUAUCCGAGCACGGUUCAGAAAGCAUUUAGAACCAAAGUUGGGAUUUGUUUAUAAGGUGGACAUCAAUGACAAGCUAGUCAAGGAUGAUAUGGGCCGGUACAUUGAGCUAGGGGUCGAUGAUUUCCCGGAUACUUUGAAACACAAGUAUACUGCUAUAGACGACUACGUUUUAUGUGAGGCUGCUAAGGCGCACAUUGAGCAAGCUUCGGAAUCUUUAGGAGUUUCUCCUAACUUUGAUGAAGCAAUUGUUUUGCCUUAUAGUUUCUAUGACCGUUUGUAUAGAAAACGGUCAAAUCAUAGUUUACAUUCGUGGAGAGACAGAUUUAGAAGAUAUAUUACCCCCGGAAUGAUCCCUAGUUAUAUUGAAUACUUUAAGGAAUGCAUCAAGACUGGAGAAGAGCCUGAAACUCUAUUGCAGCUUAAUCAGAGAAGACAAGGAAAAAUCCCUACUUCUAGCACAAACAAUAUUCAAGUUCAAGAAGAAGAACCACUUGACUCUAGUCUCGUCAAUGAAGAACCAAAUAUCGAUGAUGAAUUGAUUGUGAAGCAAGCAGGUAGUGAUCAUUUUGUUCAACCUAUUGAAGUACCUCAAUUAGUUACCGACUUGGAAUAUGAAGAUGAAGAAGAAGAAGCAGCAGAUGAAGCAGACGAUGAAGAAGAAGAAGAAGAAGAAGAAGAAGAAGAAGAAGGUGAGGCAGGUCAAGUAGAAGAAGAAUCUCAAGAACCUGAAUCACAAGCUCCAAUAGUAUUGAAGUAUGUUGGUGAAUCAGUCACGUUUGCGGAUAUAUUGGAUGGAAAACCAGGAGAUUAUGAUGCAAACAAGAUGUAUCUCUCAAUCAAUGCUGCCUUGAGUGAUGUGACUGAUAUCCCAGGAAUCUUUCAUGCCUUGAAUAAAUUAGGAUUGAAAGAUCCAUUAAUCAGUCACGUAGUUUACGCCACUAGUGCUGAUGUUCCGUUGAUACCAACAUACUGCCAAAGAUUGUUCACGGCUCUCAAUGCUGCUCGCCUUGAGCCAGGCAUUCCCUUGUAUAAACAGUUGAGAAUCGUAGGUAGUGGUGAUAUAUGGAGUCCCAAACAUGAUCAGAUGUUGGGCACGGAAUCUGAGCACGAUCUUCAGCGUCCACAUUCCUUGGAUCUGAUUAUGAAGAGAAAGGAAUUUCUUAGUCAAUUUCACAGCCAAGUUUAA
Molecule: messenger RNA, 1767 nt
Organism: Spathaspora passalidarum NRRL Y-27907
Lineage: Eukaryota; Fungi; Ascomycota; Pichiomycetes; Serinales; Debaryomycetaceae
Gene: RAP1
Product: DNA-binding transcription factor
Exons: 1
Coding region: 1-1767 (588 amino acids)
Biological process (GO): regulation of DNA-templated transcription; telomere maintenance via telomere lengthening
Cellular component (GO): shelterin complex
Molecular function (GO): telomeric repeat DNA binding
Source: RefSeq, a predicted model, not a curated record